Molecule: messenger RNA, 1709 nt
Organism: Daphnia magna
Lineage: Eukaryota; Metazoa; Arthropoda; Branchiopoda; Diplostraca; Daphniidae
Product: sulfotransferase 1E1
Exons: 5
Coding region: 172-1377 (401 amino acids)
Biological process (GO): sulfation
Cellular component (GO): cytoplasm
Molecular function (GO): sulfotransferase activity
Source: RefSeq, a predicted model, not a curated record
AGUCAAAAAUAAUUUUAAAAGAAAAUAUAUUCAAGAAUAAUUUUCUUCUAUCCAUUUUAUAUAAAGAAAAGCAAAACUUUAUGAUAACAAUCUAAUUUGAAAAUGCAAGUAGGCUAUGAACUUGUGAAACCGCCUGUUUGUUUUGGUUUCUAGGUUCGUCUGUAAUUCAAAAUGAGUUUAUUCCAACAGCGUAAAUUAUUAGUAGACUCUCUACUGCGACAGUGUUCAAAUAAAUGUAUGUCCGAGAGAUUAGUAAAACCUCUUAAUCAUGGCGUUUUGAGGACAGGUUUCAGAAAUAUCUCAAGCAAUGGUCAAUGGUCGGACGAUGAAGUUCGGAAAAUGAGACUCAUGAAACGAGUAGGUGCUGGAAUUCUCUUCAGUGCAACCCUUGGAUUUGCUAUUUACAGCAAAAGAAAUAAAGCCCAGAGGCUUAGAGAUUGUUUGGAGGGUUGUGAAAGAUUACCACCUGAUCCUGACUACACAUCUUCUAUGGGUUCUGAGUUCUAUAGGUGCAAAUCCUGCAUCUUUCCUGGUGACGUAGUCAAAUCUGGAACAUUGAAAAAAUUGGAAUCUCUUGAACUAAAACAUAAUGAUGUCAUUGUUGCCAGCUUCCCAAAAUCAGGAACUACGUGGAUGCAAGAAAUUGUCUACUUGAUUCAAACUGGUUUGGAUUUUGAACGAGCUAAGAAGCAAGUUCUCGAAACUCGAUUUCCGUAUCUAGAACAUCCUUAUCCUGGUUUGGCAGCUAUAAAGAAAACAGAGGGUCCCCGCUUCAUCAAAACUCAUCUACCCUUAUCUUUACUUCCAAAAUCUGCCUUGGAAAAUGGGACAAAGGUGAUUUAUAUAGUCAGAAAUCCCAAAGAUGUGGCAGUGAGUUACUAUUAUUUUUUGCGCAUGGCAACCUUUGUCGGUUAUCGCGGAGGAAUAAAAGACUUUGUUAACAAGUUCAUUAAAGGCGACGUCCCGUAUGGUCCAUAUUUCGAUCACGUUCUUGGAUAUUGGAAACAUCAUCAGAAUAAUUCGAAUUGUGGUAGUAAUCUUUUGUGGAUUACCUACGAGGAUAUGCACCGAGACCCAGAAGGCAGCAUCCGCCGUGUUGCCCAUUUCCUCGACCGUGCUCUAACAGAUGAUCAGGUCCAGCUUAUCGCUGCGCAUACCCGGUUUGAGUCAAUGGCCGGCAAUCCAUCAGUCAAUUACUCUCACUGGGAUGACUUGGGCCUAAGGAAUAAGAAUGAGGCGCCCUUUAUGAGAAGUGGUCGGGUUGGAGACUGGCGCCGCAGCUUCGAUGCAGACACCAAUCGCCGUUUUGACGAUUUUAUUCGCCAACAUCUCGAAAGCAGCGAAUUGAAGUUCGAUUAUAUUCCAGCCGAUGAGUAGAAACGCAAGCUAAGCCAAUAAUGAAAUGGCUUUUUAGUCCGGACGAAUGUGCACAGCCAUUUCUAGUCAAAUUAACCAGUGUACAAAGGUAACACACAGAUUUGACGGAUAACGGGAAAAAUAAAUGUUGAUAAAGAAGUUUCCCUCUAGAAAUUGGCCAAAUUGGUAACAAGUGUAUUCUAAAAUCGAAUUUCGUUUUUUGGCAAUUUUUCUUUUGUCGGAAUAUACUGUGUGUGUGUGUGUGUGUGAUUGUGGGAUAACCAAUCAAAAUGAAUGCCCAUUAGGUAUAAUAAGAUCAUUGACGUGUGGUAUAUACACAGUGUUACACAGGA